This is a messenger RNA of Musa acuminata AAA Group (dessert banana), 1650 nucleotides long. RefSeq names its product peptide-N4-(N-acetyl-beta-glucosaminyl)asparagine amidase A-like. Gene Ontology annotation, cellular component: vacuole. Bases 1 to 1650 code for a protein of 549 amino acids. NCBI's taxonomy places the organism in Eukaryota, Viridiplantae, Streptophyta, Magnoliopsida, Zingiberales, Musaceae. The record is from RefSeq and is a predicted model, not a curated record. The transcript has 2 exons.
AUGCAUCCCAAUCUAUAUGAGUUAUCCUUUCUCCUCCUCCAUCUCUACUUUGCCGCCUUCAUUUGCACCACAGGGGCAUCAUCACCAUCUCUUUUUGAUGGCAAUCUUGAGCUCCCGGGAGGUUCCAUUCCAAGCGUGUCACUAGAACACUUAGACCCCACCCUCCCCCCGGCCCUCCCCACCCAGACUCCGCACUGUUCCCAGGUCGUCCUCCAACACGACUUCGCUGACACCGUCGGCCCGAAGCCGGCCUCCGCCAACUAUACUCACCCCUCAGACUGCCCCUUCCCAUGGACGCGCGUCGUCCUCGAGCUCAGCGUCGCCGCCACAGACCUCCAGGAGUCCCGAGUCGCCGCCAUCUGGAUCGACGGCGCCGAGGUCCUCCGCACCGUCACCCCCAUCCCCAUGGCUCGCGGCGCUUUCUGGCGCGUCCACAAGGACGUCACCCGCUACACGGCCCUCCUCCGCCGCCUGGCUGAUGGCGGCGGCGUUAUCUCCAUGAUGCUGGAGAACUCAAACAAGGUCCUUCCCGGCGUCUUCAGCGCCAACGUCUCCCUCCAUUACUUCCGCGGCCCGGUCGACGACAGCGGGUCGAAGUCCAUGUCUAAUGCGGCGCACCUUCCGUUAGAUCCCUUUACCGCGAUCCCGCGGACCUCGUCCUCCCCAUCUCCAAGCCCGACGGGCAAUAUGGAUCCGGAUUUUGGUACCCCAACUGCAGCCAAGGUUUCGGCACCGAGAGCCAACGGCGCGUUUCGGAAGGUCUACGCCACAAUCGACGGGAAGUACGUAGGCGGACACGUUCCCUUUCCGGUCAUCUACUCGAGCGCCAUCAACCCCGUCUUCUGGGCCCCGGUGGCGUCAAUCGGCGCGUUCGACAUGCCGUCCUACGACCUCGACCUGACACCUUUCCUGGCGCUGAUGCUCGACGGGCAGCCCCACGAGAUCGGGCUGGGUGUGUGCAGCGCCCUGCCACACUGGCUCGUGAACGCCAACCUCCACCUCUGGGUCGACUAUUGGUCGGACGCGGUGCAGGCCGGUCCGGUAGAGUAUUUUGUCCCGGCCAUCCAGAUGAACCGCAACGCCGAGUGGCGCAACCCCGACGGCCAGUCCGAGAUCGGGGCCGAGGGGCUCGAACGAUUCGCCGGCUGGGUGAGCUCGUCGAGGGGUAACCUCACCACCGAGGUGCGGCAUAAGAUCAAGGUGAAGAGCCAGGUGCAGGUGCAGAACCGCGGGGCGGUGACCCAGAUCGAUUUCAUCCUCAAGGAGAGGACGAUGGUGACUGUGAUGAGGGGAAACCAGUGGCUCGCCCGGGCGCAGACGGUGAUGGAUGCUCCCUUGCAGGUGCAGACCGCGAUCGUGAACGCGGCGGGCGUGCCGGUGCUGCAGAAGACGCGGUUCUUCCACCAGCUGAUGGAGGCGGUGAGCCUGAGCGAGGGGCAGGCCGGGUCGACGACGACGAGAGAGCUGACCGACCGGCAGGAUGCGGAGGGAUCGGCUGUGGUGGGCGGCGGAUGGGGGAGCGGAAGGAGCCGGUCGUCAUACCAGUACAGGGACGGGAGCAAGUGCUACGCUCGGAACGUGGCCACGGCUGGCGGGGCGGUCAUCCAGGACAGGAAGGCCUCCUGCUUUGCCGUGGCUGAUGAUGCCUGA